This is a messenger RNA of Brugia pahangi, 1155 nucleotides long. The record is from the annotation of a GenBank genome assembly. NCBI's taxonomy places the organism in Eukaryota, Metazoa, Nematoda, Chromadorea, Rhabditida, Onchocercidae.
AUGAGUGCCCGCCCAUUGGUAACCGUUUAUAAUGAUAAGAGCGAACCGACCGAUACUCAGAUCAGGCUACCCGGCGUUUUCCGCGCACCGUUACGUCCAGAUAUUGUUUCCUUUGUACACGAUCAAAUAAGGAAGAACAAACGCCAGCCAUAUGCCGUCUCAGUUGAAGCUGGGCAUCAAACUUCGGCUGAAUCAUGGGGUACAGGUCGUGCGGUAGCUAGAAUUCCGCGUGUACGAGGUGGUGGUACGCAUCGUUCUGGACAGGGUGCAUUUGGUAACAUGUGCCGUGGUGGACGUAUGUUUGCACCGACUAAGGUAUUCCGACGUUGGCAUCGUCGUGUUAAUGUUGCACAAAAACGUUAUGCUAUGGUUUCAGCAAUAGCUGCUUCGGGUAUUCCAGCUCUCGUGCAAGCUCGUGGACACAUCAUUGACCAAAUACCUGAAGUCCCAUUUGUUGUUGUUGAUAAGGUGGAGAGCUUCAAGAAGACAAAAGAAGCUGUUUCAUUUCUUCGUCGUUCACAUUUUUGGGCUGAUAUCGAGAAAGUUUACAACUCGAAACGUAACCGUGCUGGUAAGGGGAAAGGACGCAACCGUCGCUACAAAGCUAAGUUGGGUCCUCUUGUUGUGUACAAUCAGGAUAAUGGUGUUGUUAAAGCUUUUCGAAAUAUCCCUGGUGUUCAUUUGCUUCCAGUUGACAAACUUAAUUUGUUGAAAGUCGCACCUGGUGGCCAUCUCGGACGUUUGAUCAUCUGGACGGAAUCUGCGUUCCGUAAAUUGAAUCGUAUCUACGGAACGGAAACUCGCAAAGCUGUUGCCAAGGCUAAGUUCGUCAUGCCGACAGCAAAAAUGGCGAAUGCCGACUUCUCACGACUGAUCCGGUCCGAAGAAAUUGUGAAGGCCAUUCGAGAGAAAAAGAAAAAGAUAUUUAAGGUCAGGGCUUCAAGGAUGCAUCGCAAUCCAUUGAAAAAAUCGGCAAUCAUGGUCAAGUUGAAUCCAUAUGCAGCAGUACUGAAACGUACCGCUAUUUUGACCAAUCGUAGACGGCUUGGAACGCAACAUCCGUUUGAAGAAAAGAUUCAGAUUUCACGUCGGAAAGAGUUCGAGAAAAAGGCUGCUCGGAAGACGGCUGCUCAGAAAACACCGGCUCCAAAGUAA